AAAGCGGUUGUGGCGUGGGAAAGGUUGAAACCCUCUUGGCCAGAGCCAAAACCGUUUUCCUGCGGGUCCGGAGCAGGCGGAGGCCCCGUGCGUGGGGAUCCCUGCGGAGCCACGCUGGGCGGUGGGUCCCCACUGGGGACGGCGUUUCCUGCGCGAGGAAAUGGGCUGAGGCCGACCGGGGCUGCGGCUUCCCGCACCAGCGGUGACAGAGCCUCUGGUCCCAGAUGCCUGGCCCUGCUGCGGUCCCUGGAUCCGGGCAGCUCUGCUGAAUCUCUCUGACAUGAAGUGGCUUUGGGUGGUGGCUUUUGUGGCCCCCGCCUGCACCGUUCCCUACAACAGCACGGCGGGCAGCGCCGGAGAUGGGGACAAUGGGGACAGAGGCCGCUGCGCCCUGCAGCAUGGCACCCUGGGCACCGAGGUGCUGCUGCAGUGCCCGGGCGCAGCGGGGGGGUCGGCUGAGUGGCGCCGGGGGGGGACGCUCCUGGGAAUGUACCCUGCCCCGGGGCUAGCCCUCCCCAACGCUAGCCUGGCCCACGAGGGCCACUACAGCUGCCACCACCCUGCCACCGGUGACACCUUGGCCACUGUCUGCCUGCGGCUGGGCUAUCCCCCCACACUGCCUGCCCUCGAGUGCUGGGCCAUCAGCUACCCGCAGGCAGUGAACUGCUCCUGGGUCCUGGCCCCCGAGCCGCUGCUGGACACCGACUUCGUGGCCACGUACAGGCAUGGCAUGUGGGGGGCCGCCGAGACGGGCGAGUGCGUCCGCACAGGCCCGCGGAGCUGCUCUUUCGGGGACCUGCAGAUGUUCUCCCUCACCCCCUACGUGGUGAACCUGACGGCCGUGAACCCCCUGGGCGCUGCCUCCAGGCUCCUGCCCUUCCUCCUGGAGAACAUCAUAAAGCCAGACCCCCCCGAAAACCUCCGGGUCUCACCCAUCCCCGGGGAGACCAAGAAGCUGCUGUUGGAGUGGAGCCCGCCAGGGUCCUGGCCCUUCCCGGAGUACUUCCCGCUGAAGUAUCGCAUCCGCUACACGCAGGAAGAGGGCUCUGUCACCAAAACGGUCGGGCCAUACGAGCAGACCUCUUACACCCUGACGGGAGUGCAGCCCGGGACCCUCCACCGCAUCCAGGUGGCCGCCAAGGACCUCACGGACUCCGGGGAGUUCAGCGCCUGGAGCCUGCCGGCCUCGGGGACGCCCUGGACCGAGCCGUGACGGGCAGAGCGGGGCCAGCGGCCCCUUCCCCACCCCGCUCCUCUCCCUCCGCCCGCCGAGGGACCCCACACCCCCCAGCCGCUCUUGUCCCCAAGGCCCCAGCACUGGAGGGACCCUCCAGAAACAGGCAAUAAACCAGCUUGAGGUCCCCGUU
Molecule: messenger RNA, 1367 nt
Organism: Tyto alba (common barn owl)
Lineage: Eukaryota; Metazoa; Chordata; Aves; Strigiformes; Tytonidae
Gene: EBI3
Product: Epstein-Barr virus induced 3
Exons: 7
Coding region: 281-1213 (310 amino acids)
Biological process (GO): cytokine-mediated signaling pathway
Cellular component (GO): external side of plasma membrane; membrane; signaling receptor complex
Molecular function (GO): cytokine receptor activity; cytokine binding
Source: RefSeq, a predicted model, not a curated record